CCCUGUCGCAGGCAGCCCAUCCUCUGCAGGGCGCGGUCUCUCAUUGGUCCGGCGAGCCGACCAAUCAGCAGCCGGGGAGGCUUGCGGAAAGCACCGCCGCGUACACGUGCAGUGUGUACACAGGAAAUCAAGGCUGCGCAGAGCUGCUGUGCAAGCACUUAUAAACUAGACAAUAACAUAUACAGCGGUAUGCAUUUAUGCUACGGAUGAUCAGACCGGUGACGGAAAUGAAACGUCAUCUCAGGUGGCCUUUAACACCUAGAGCAACACAUCUCCGAAGAGGCGAGAAGACCAGAUACAGAGUGUUUUUUGCUCUCACGAGAGCUGUUUUUCUCACUCUCCCUCACAAUCUCUCAUGCCAUCUGUUGGAGCCAAGGCUGUUUCAUAAGCAGAAAUUCAUCUCUUAUCUGCACAACUUUGAGUGACACUUUUUCUCAAGAUAAUUAAAGAUAAUUGCUGUCUUUUUGAAAAAGGCAGCCUUUGCUUUUUGGUCAUUUGCAGUAUUUUUAAAACAGUUUUGAAAAUCUGCACUCUUUGAAAACCCAAAUAGAAGGGCUCACAACCCAAAACUCUUUAAUUUAACAGCUUUUUUGCAGGAGAAGCAAUGAAUUUCUCUCCUUAGUUCUUUUAAUCAACCAACAACAACUAUGAUUCACCUGUGUAUACAUAGUAGUCCCACUUAAAUUAAAGUCAUUCCUAUUUUCGCCUUGGCUGACACGUUAAUCAAGCUGUUCCAGCCUCAUCCUACUCUAGUAUGAGUUAUGACAACUCUAAAUCAACGCCCAGCAGCAGCACUCGGGGACGGGUGGCAAGGGCCAAAGAGAAAGACAAUGACCAGGAAGCAGAGUCCGAAGGGUUAAACUCUCUGAAAACCAGCAAUGGUCAGCCCAGUGCCAAUGUCACCACUCAGGAGCAGGGGCGUGGAGCUGGAGGCGGCUCAUCUCCUAGUGGAGGGUCAGGAUCUGAAGGUUCGCCCGGAGGCCGAAGGGGGCCCAACUCCGAUGAUAUGGACGGACUCUCCAGCGGGAACGACUCCGGGGAGAGGGAAAGCGAGAGCGGGAUGGAGAGAGAGAAUGGGUCACGUGGGCGCCAGUCCAUACGCAGCUCCCACAGCUCAUCAAACGGCAAGGACUCUGGCAUGAUGCUGGAAACCACUGAGAGCAACAAGAGCUCCAACUCCCAGAGCCUCUCACCUCCCAGCGGCUCCCUGGCCUACAGCCUGCUGUCCACCAGCUCGGAGCAUGACCCCCCCUCCACCUCUGGCUGCAGCAGCGACCAGUCGGCGAGGGUCCAGUCCCAGAAAGAACUGAUGAAGGCCAUCAAGGAGCUGAAGCUCCGCCUACCAGCUGAGCGCAAGGCCAAGGGCCACGCCAGCACUCUAAAUGCACUCAAAUACGCACUUCAGUGUGUCAAACAAGUCCGAGCCAAUAAGGAGUACUAUCAUCAGUGGAGUGUAGAGGAGUGCCAGGGCUGUAGUCUGGACUUGUCUACCUUCACAAUUGAGGAGCUUGACAACAUCACCUCAGAAUACACCCUCAAAAACACUGACACUUUCUCCAUGGCUGUGUCAUUCUUGUCCGGGAAGGUCGUGUACGUGUCACCCCAGGGCUCGUCCCUGCUGCGCUGUAAGCCCGAGUGUCUCCAGGGGACUAUGUUUUCUGAGCUUUUGGCCCCACAGGAUGUCAGUACUUUCUACAGUGGCACAGCACCCUGCCGUCUGCCAACCUGGGCCUCCUGCAUUGGGUCAGCCUCUCCUCCAGUCGAUUGCACUCAGGAAAAGUCCAUGUUUUGUCGAAUCAGCGCCGACCGGACACAGGGCCGUGAGAUGCGCUACUACCCCUUUCGCCUCACGCCCUACCAGCUCACCAUCAGAGACUCAGACGCUGCUGAGCCACAGCCCUGCUGCCUGCUCAUCGCAGAGAGGGUCCACUCCGGAUACGAGGCUCCUCGUAUCCCUGCAGACAAGAGGAUCUUCACCACCAGUCACACUCCCAGCUGCCUCUUCCAGGAAGUUGACGAGAGGGCAGUGCCAUUGUUGGGCUACCUGCCUCAGGACUUGGUGGGAACCCCCACUCUGCUCUAUAUCCACCCUGAAGACCGGCCCAUGAUGGUGGCCAUACAUGAGAAGAUCUUUCAGUUUGCAGGGCAGCCGUUUGAAUAUUCACCCUUGAGGAUGUGUGCCCGCAGCGGGGAGUAUCUGACCAUCGACACCAGCUGGUCUUCCUUUGUCAACCCCUGGAGCCGCAAGGUGGCAUUCAUCGUUGGGCGCCACAAAGUCAGAACGAGCCCUCUGAACGAAGACGUGUUCACGACACCGCAGGGCUGCGAGAGUCGGGUCACCACGCCCGACGUCGUCCAGCUGAGUGAGCAGAUCCACCGGGUCCUGGUGCAGCCGGUGCACAGUGGCAGCUCUCAGGGCUACAGCUCGCUCGGGUCCAGUGGCUCGCGAGGCUCCCGGCGGUCACACCAACAACACCUCAGCGCCUCAGCCGCCUCGUCCAGCGACAGCAACAGCCCCGCCAUGGACGAGGCUGCCGCUGUACACAAACCUAUGACGUUCCAGCAGAUCUGUAAAGAUGUUCACAUGGUCAAGACUAAUGGACAGCAGAUAUUUAUCGAGUCCCGUAACCGGCCACCGCCAAGAAAAAACAACAGCACAGGCCCAACAAGCAUCAGAGCCAUCACUAGUGACCCAAUCAGAGGUUUGAUAGCUGACCUGACGAAACCACCCAAAGCUUUGGUCCCUGCACCGUUUGUACAGAAGGAGCCCCCAACCGGCUACUCCUACCAGCAGAUCAACUGUCUGGACAGCAUCAUAAGGUACUUAGACAGCUGUAACAUUCCUAACACGGUUAAAAGGAAGUGUGGCUCCUCAUCCUGUACUUCCACAUCUGAUGACGACAAACAGCAGGAGGCCAGCGGCAACAACAACGGUGGUUCAGUUAGCCUCGUAGGUGAACCACCUUCUCUGCCCCCACUGACCUUGGCCACAAAGGCAGAGAGUGUAGCCUCAGUUACGUCCCAGUGUAGCUUCAGCAGCACCAUCGUGCAUGUGGGAGACAAGAAGCCUCCUGAGUCAGACAUCAUCAUGGAGGAGGCUCCUACAACUCCCACACUUGCUCCUCCUACAAUUACACCAAUUCGUCCCACUAGCACAGCGAUUACCCCUCCUCUGCCUCCCCCUACCCCUCUCCCUCAAGCCACUCAGCCGGACAGGGACAGCCGGAGAAGUGGAAGUGUAGGAGGAGGUGGAGGAGGUCGGAUGGGUCUGACAAAGGAGGUGCUAUCCGCCCACACCCAGCAGGAGGAGCAGGCGUUCCUUGACCGCUUUAAGGACCUCAGCAAGCUGCGUGUUUUCGAUCAGACGGCAUCUUCGAAUCUGCGCUGCCACACGGCAGCUGCCAACCCUCUAUCACGAGGAGUGCGUUGUUCUCGUGAUUACCCAGCCGCAGGAAGCAGCAAUGGUCAGAGGCGUGGUCGCGGCGGUAAGAGACUCAAGCACCAGGAGUCAUCUGACCAGCACAGCUCUCUCGGCCUGAGCGGGUGCCGGCAUGACCCCAGAACCAGCACAGUUCCCAUGCCCCUCAACAUGCCUCUCGGACCCCCAACAAACUCAUCCUCCUGGCCAUCUGUAGGCUCCCAGGCCAGCAUUCCCUCUGCCCCUUUCGCUCCUGGUAUGCUUCCAAUCUACCCUGUUUACCCACCGCUCGCACAGCCCUUCCCCCAGCCCGUCCCAGAUCCAUCACGUUUCCCACCUACCCAGAUGGUACCUCCCAUGAUGGCCCUCGUUUUGCCCAACUACAUGUUCCCCCAGAUGGGAGCACCCAUCUCUCAUCCAGGCGCAACCCCAGGACACUUCUACAAUCCUAACUUCACAUACCCCGUCGCCACCCCAGCUGCUGUCCCCACUGUUCUUUCCAACCCUGUGACCAUUCCAGGCACCUGCGCCCCGUCUCGUAGCAGCACCCCCCAGUCCUACAGUCAGACACCAGCUGAUCGUGAGGGUGCAGAGUCCCCCCUCUUCCAGUCCCGAUGCUCCUCUCCUCUCAACCUGUUGCAGCUGGAGGAAUUACCAAGUAACCGGUUAGAGGUCGCCACGGCCCUGGCAGCAUCACAGCAAGCCACACCUUCUGUGCAGGGCAGUGCGGCCGGGGGACAGAGUUCAGCCAAUCAGGGGAGCUCUGAUGAUACCUCCAAAGAGAAUGAGAACGGUGAAACAAAUGAGUCCAACCAAGAUGCCACAUCCACCUCCAGCGACCUGCUGGAUCUGUUGCUGCAGGAAGACUCCCGCUCAGGCACCGGCUCAGCCGCCUCUGGUUCAGGGUCCUCAGGCACAAGAUCCUCUGGUUCAGGCUCGGGCUCCAAUGGCUGCAGCUCCUCUGGCACCAGCGGCACCAGCAGCAGCCAGGGCAGCCACACCAGCAAGUACUUUGGCAGUAUCGACUCAUCAGAGAACGAUCAUUCCCGCAAACAGCCAGCAGGGGGCAGCAGUAGUGCCGGAGGAGAUGGUGGCGAGGAGCAGUUCAUCAAGUGUGUCCUGCAGGACCCCAUCUGGCUGCUGAUGGCCAACACUGACGACAAGGUCAUGAUGACCUAUCAGCUGCCUGACAGGGACAUCGAGACUGUGCUGCGAGAGGACCGCGAGGCCUUGAGGAGCAUGCAGAAACACCAGCCACGCUUCACCGAGGAACAGAAGAGGGAGUUGAGCCAGGUGCACCCCUGGAUCCGCACAGGACGCCUGCCCCGAGCCAUCAACAUCUCUGGCUGUACAGGCUGCAAGUCUCCCCCCUCUGUGCCUCCUGCCGCUCCGUUCGAUGUGGAGAUCCACGAGAUGGAGCUGUGCAAUGUGCUGAAAGCUCAGGAGGAGGGUGCCAGCAAGGAGAAGAAACAUGUUUCAGAGACAGCCAUGGAUGAAGCUCACCCAGAGGGUGAAGAUGAAGAAGAAGAGGUAGAAGAGAAAGGAACCAAAACACAAGACAGCAAUCAAGACAUGCCAGCAGAGGAGCAGAGAGUUACCUCAGAAGCUGUGCAAGAAAAGGCGUCAGAGUGUCACAUGGCUCACUAAGAAGGUGGCCAAAGAUAAAGAACACUAUCAUGAUCUUUCUACAGUGAUAUGCAGAAAAUGUGCACUUUCCAGGACUUGGUGCCCAAAACAUCAUUACACAGGGUGUAAGUUGUUAAAAUUGGAUUUUCUGGGACAUUAAAAAGGUGCUUAUUGAUCGAGACAACUUCCAUUUAUUGUUUGACAGGUCAGGCAGGACACUAGGCCCUGUUAAUUCUCUAUGAAGUCCGACGUUGAUGACAGCACACCAGGCAUGUUGUAUGACUGCAUAUUAAAUGCCUUGGAAACCACAUGACAUGCACACUCAGUUUUAGAGAGUGAAUUACUACUCCCCCCCACCCCCUGUUCUUGACAUAUUUAUUUAAGUUGUAAGAUAAUCAGAGAAGGACUAUGGCGAAUGUGUUACAAAAACGGAGCCUUUACAUAAAGAUGGAUGUUCUUCACCACAGUGUCCUCCUUGAUGUUUGCAUCUCUCCUGUUCAGGGUUCAGCUCAUGAAGAAAGAAGUUUAUCUGUGACUUUUCUUCUUGUUGAAUGUUUCCUAGGUUGUUUGGGGUCCUGCUCCCACCUACGACUUUAGUUUUUUUAUGUAAAAGGUUUGCCCUGACUAAAGAAGAAUCUACUUUCACCCAAUAGACAAAGUGUACAUUGAGAACCAGGUUUAUUUUGUAAACAUUGUGUAUAUUUUUAUACUUUCAUCCACUGAAAAUAGAGAGAGGAUUAAUGCCCAAAAGAGUGUCCAUAUUCUAAUAUGUUAAAAUCAAGGAUGGAAAUCUUACCCGACAGAAAAAACAAUCACUUCACAGUCUCUGAAACGAAGAUGGUGUUUCUCAUGACAGUGAUCUAGUUGCUUUAUUUCAGUGACGUACAGUUAACCGUGGGGAAGCGUGGGAAUCGCCAAGAGACUGACCUGGACUUUUAAGGUUUCUCUUCGGCCAGGCAUUAGUUUGCAUUCAUGAGAAAUGAACAAUGCCUCUCUGAGAAAUGAUUCUCACAAACAUUACCGACAGUAUUUCCCAAACUGCUAGCAGGAGGGAGAGCUUUUGUGCUGCCAGUGCUUGCUCAUGGUGGUAAGUGGAAAGAGGUGGACUGAACUCUUUAAAAAGCAGUCUUGAGAGUUUGGAGAGUGUUUUACUAUCUUCUCUUGUCCCUUUCUCUUCCUCUCUGUGGCACUGUUCUGGUCAUGUGAUAUCCUAUGCUUAAUGGCGUCAGUUGUGUCUGUAACAGUUUCUAAAUAUUUUUGUGAAAUUAAAAGUUUGUACAAAAAAAGACAAUAAAACAUCAAAAGCC
Molecule: messenger RNA, 6351 nt
Organism: Siniperca chuatsi (mandarin fish)
Lineage: Eukaryota; Metazoa; Chordata; Actinopteri; Centrarchiformes; Sinipercidae
Gene: per1b
Product: period circadian clock 1b
Exons: 20
Coding region: 755-5065 (1436 amino acids)
Biological process (GO): entrainment of circadian clock by photoperiod; negative regulation of transcription by RNA polymerase II; circadian regulation of gene expression
Cellular component (GO): cytoplasm; nucleus
Molecular function (GO): transcription corepressor binding; transcription cis-regulatory region binding
Source: RefSeq, a predicted model, not a curated record